AUGUCUCUUACUCAAAGCAAGAAGAAGUCCCAGAAGGCAGGUCUACUUGAUCUACCCAAUGAGCUUCUCUUCUCCAUUAUUGAUGAUGAGGUAAUGAGUUGGAGAGAUCAUUUCAACAUCCACCACGCAUCAUCUCGACUCUUCCAAUUGACUUUCAAGCAGUUUUACGACGGUAGGCGAGAUAUUUUUGAAUUUGCUUGCUCUCAUGGCAACCUUGAUCUCAUGAUUGAGUGUCUCAAACACAGAGACGUUCCCACCAGCCAACUCUGGGAGGGAACGGGGCCACGCAGAGUCUACAUUACACCGCUUGAUGUCCUUUCAUCUGGGUUUCUGGGUGGGAACUUCUCGGCUGAUGACUACAUCAAAGUGGCUGAGUGGUUGUUCGUCAACGGGUAUCAUACCCAACGAGUCGUACGGACCAGGGGAGAAUUAAGAACUAUUCCUGUUUUUCCUCCCUAUGUGCUGACCAUGUUCUCAACAGCGACAGAUACGGAUAGCCAUCGUGGCAUCUGCCGGGUAACUGAGUUCCUUAUCAGCAAGGGUCUGGGAUUUCCGUCUAAAUCACUACGCAGGGUGUCUAUCGAGAGGAGGAACGUACAUCCAGGCUACCCGGAAUUUGCUGAGGGCUACGACAGCAUCAUGGAGAUAAUACUGCAGUCGGCUUUCCCCCUGUAUCUGUUCGAGAUCUUUCUCAACAGCAUGCUCUCCGAUCGGGGACUGACUCUCAAGUCUCGCCUCGCCCCUGGCGAUCGAGUUAACAUUGACUGGCACGAAUGGACAGGAUUCCGCGAACUGGUCUGCAUCCUUUUCGAUGACUUAUUUGCUCCGUGGACAUACAAGGCAGACAGCCCCAUCUACGUUUCCGAUACCUUUGAGGCUAAGAUACGACUGCUGGUCAAACAUGACGGGAUUAAUGGCAAUGAGCAGUCAGUGCUCGAAAACAUCCUUGGAUCUCUGCGUAGGAUCGAAACAAAGCAGAGAGAUAAUGGCCGUCUCAACUUUGAACGUGACGGUACAUGGUGCUGGCGCGAGCUCUGCGUCUCCAUCUAUCUGACCCCUUUCCUGGGCCGGAGGGUAUGGAGUCGGCAUUCUCGAGUAGACUCGCCGCGAGCAAUUCGCCCCGUGGUCGAGAGACCCGUGCAUGAGUUUGUAAUCCCUAGAACAUGGUACCCCUGA
Fusarium musae is the source of this 1176-nucleotide messenger RNA. RefSeq lists its product as uncharacterized. The transcript has a single exon. Lineage: Eukaryota; Fungi; Ascomycota; Sordariomycetes; Hypocreales; Nectriaceae. The record is from RefSeq and is a predicted model, not a curated record. The coding region runs from base 1 to 1176 and encodes 391 amino acids.